UUAAGACUUGAUGCAGUUAGACUUCUCUGCAGUCUGGCUAAAGCGAAUGAAACAUCUUAAGCUAAAUCGAGUGACUGUGUUGUCUGGCCAAAUUACCAAUCGUCGACUUGUUUGAGGCGCACGCCAUUCACAGAAUCAAUUUAUUCAUCUCAGCGCUUAAUUUCAGUGAUGCGAAUAAUUAAAUUAAUGCAUUCCGUGUCUCAUAAAUGACAAAGGCCCCAUGGUUAUAGCGUGUGCAUUGUACUGUGGACGCAGUACAGCCGGGAGUAAAGAGAACCACUGCACACGAUGGGGAGCGAGGUCAAGAAGCGCGAAACUUGGGGCAAGACAAUCGACUUCGUUUUAGCCUUGAUAGGGUUUUCUGUAGGACUGGGAAACAUUUGGCGGUUUCCCUACCUUUGCUACAAAAAUGGCGGAGGUUGUUUCCUCAUCCCAUAUCUGAUAUGUUUGGUUGUUGCUGGAGCACCCAUCCUUAUCUUGGAGGUUUGUUUGGGACAGUUGGCCAGUCAAGGUGGAAUUACGGCAUGGCUUAUAUGUCCAAUCUUUCAAGGUAUUGGUUGGGCCAGUGUAAUAAUCGUCCAGUUUUUGAACAUCUACUACAUUGUUAUUUUGGGCUGGGCCUUGUUUUACAUGUUUGCGUCCUUCUCGUCCGAGCUUCCUUGGUCACGAUGCGGCAAUGAAUGGAACACGCCAAACUGUGUUGACGUUUUUAGCGCCGCCGAAAAAGCUAACACCACGAUCAACGCCACAGUGAUACCCAACAUGUCAACAGUGCCCACUGCAAUCUCGACCGCAGCAAAGGUGUCUGCGAGCGAAGAAUAUUGGGAGCUUAGGGUCUUGAAGGUUAGUACUGCUUUGGACGAACCAGGGGCAGUGAACUGGGAGGUUGCUUUGUGCCUGUUGUUGGCUUGGAUCAUUUGCUACUUAUGCGUCUUCAAGGGAGUCAAGUCCACAGGAAAGGUUGUAUACUUUACUGCAACGUUUCCAUAUAUACUAUUGACUAUUUUGCUGGUUCGCGCCGUCACUUUACCUGGCGCCGGGGAAGGGAUCAAGUUUUAUCUCACCCCUAAUGUGACACGACUACGAGAUGGCCAGGUAAGCCCUCAUUAACUUGAAACUUUAAUUUCUACCCAAUUCAUUGCCCUGUUUUAUCCCUCCUUCUCUUCCACCGGAUCAUGUAACUAUAGCAACUCGUGCUUCUGCUUGCGUCUCAGGGAUAGCAUAAUAUUCGCUUGUGUAAACAGUGGGACAAGUUUCUAUGGCGGGUUUGUCAUUUUCUCGGUGCUAGGCUUCAUGGCACAGAAGCAAGGAGUAGAGGUGGGAGAUGUAGCUAAAGGAGGUCCAGGGCUUGCCUUCGUGGCUUACCCAGAAGCAGUAGCUCAGAUGCCCGUAGCUCCACUCUGGUCUGUUCUGUUUUUCUUCAUGGUCUUCUUAUUGGGACUUGACAGUGAGUUUGUGGGCGUUGAAGGUUUCGUGACAGCCAUUGUGGAUCUGUUUCCCAAUCAUUUGAGGCGUGGUUAUCGUAAAGAGAUGUUUAUUGGUUUCAUGUGCAUAAUCUGGUUCCUUUUUGGAUUGUCUAUGGUCACCGAGGGUGGCAUGUUCGUCUUUCAACUAUUUGACACCUAUUCGGCCAGCGGUUCUGCCCUGCUAUGGGUAUCACUCUUCCAAAGUAUUGCCAUUGGGUGGAUAUAUGGCGGAGAACGUUUCUAUGGCGAUAUGGAAAAUAUGCUUGGGUUUCGUAUCAAUCCCUGGAUCAGGUGGUGUUGGAAGUUUCUCACGCCUUUAUUCUGCUUGGGCGUCUUCAUUUUCAGUCUGGUGACUUAUUCAGCUCUGAAAUACGAUGGCUAUGAGUACCCAGGCUGGGGUCAGGCUAUCGGAUGGAUCAUGGCUCUGUCCUCAAUCGCCUGCAUUCCAGCUGUGAUGAUUUACAAGUUUGCCACCACGCCGGGAUCGCUUCAAGAGCGUUGGGCCUUCCUGACCACACCCAGACUGAAGAACCAGUCGGAUGAAGCUCGGCAAGAGCACUACUUGGAUUCUUACAAGCCUACUGAAAAGAGCUUCCUGUGAUCAUAAAUCGUUUCGAAUGCCAGCUAUCAUAGGCUGAAGUGUCUUUUUUUUUCAUUAUAAAAAUUACUAUAACGCAUGACAUACUUGGUGUAAUUAUAUUCCAUGUGUCAAACACUACACAAUGUUUUGUAAAUCGUGUGCGAUGUAUUUAACAACACAAUUCUUGAUGCAAACGAAAAUUACUGUAUGCAAAGAAAAAUUACUGUUACACACAACAUACUUGGUAUAAUUAUAUUCCGUUUGUCAAACACUACUCAAUGUUUUGUAAAUCGCGGGCGAUGUAUUUAACAACACAAUUCUUGAUGCAAACGUAAUUGUACGUUAUAGUCACAACUGCCGUUCUGGUAUAUUGUUCUUUCAGAAUUAUGAAAUAAACAUGUAACCCUU
Molecule: messenger RNA, 2454 nt
Organism: Orbicella faveolata
Lineage: Eukaryota; Metazoa; Cnidaria; Anthozoa; Scleractinia; Merulinidae
Product: sodium- and chloride-dependent taurine transporter-like
Biological process (GO): sodium ion transmembrane transport; amino acid transport; nitrogen compound transport
Cellular component (GO): plasma membrane
Source: RefSeq, a predicted model, not a curated record